Messenger RNA from Parnassius mnemosyne (clouded apollo), 954 nucleotides. Lineage: Eukaryota; Metazoa; Arthropoda; Insecta; Lepidoptera; Papilionidae. The record is from the annotation of a GenBank genome assembly.
AUGGGCAAUCUGCCUCAGGGUCGAGUGACUCCCGGCGGUUUUCCCUUCGAGAGCGUUGACGUCGAUUAUGCUGGACCUAUUAUGUCCGCCAGUCGUCAAGGCCGUGGUUGCAAGCUUACGAAAGUGUAUAUUCUCAUCUUCGUUUGUUUUGCGACAAAGGCUGUACACGUGGAGUUAACAGGCGAUCUAACAAGUAAUAAUUACUUAUCAGCACUUCGUCGAUUCAUUUCACGUCGCGGAAAACCUAAACACAUAUACUCCGACAACGGAACUUCAUUCGUAGGCGCAUACAACGAAAUCGGUCGUUUUAUAAAAGACAAUUGCAAUUCACUGUCCGAGAAUUUGGCUCAGGAAAAUAUAAAUUUCCAUUUCAUUCCUCCGCAAGCCCCUCACUUUGGCGGUCUUUGGGAAGCAGGCGUUAAGUCAAUAAAAUAUCAUUUACGGAGAAUAUUAGGUAAUUGUAACCUUACAUACGAGGAAUUAAACACUGUGCUGGUUCAAAUUGAAGGUGUACUGAACUCUCGUCCGCUGACACCUCUCUCCACGGAUCCUGAUGACUUACUGCCAUUAAUCCCGGGACAUUUCCUCAUCGGCCGCCCCAUCACCUCUCUUCCUUCUCAAAAUUAUGAAGAAGUCCCUAGCAGUAGACUGAGUCGAUACGAACGCAUCCAACAACUUCGUCAACUUUUUUGGAGAAGAUGGAGCAAGGAAUAUCUCUCAGAACUCCAGCAGAGAUCAAAAUGGCGUUCCAAUGCUGACAAUUUAGGGACGGGUGAUCUUGUAGUUCUGAAGGAAGACAAUUUACCGCCGCUCAAAUGGCGACUGGGUCGAAUUACAGCCUUUCAUCCCGGAGCCGACGGCAUCAACCGCGUUGCCGAUAUCAGAACUGCCACCGGAAUCGUCCGAAGACCUUUCUGCAAAAUCUGCCCUUUACCUAACAACAAGGAAGGCUAA